This is a messenger RNA of Pichia membranifaciens NRRL Y-2026, 2517 nucleotides long. RefSeq lists its product as hypothetical. The record is from RefSeq and is a predicted model, not a curated record. Lineage: Eukaryota; Fungi; Ascomycota; Pichiomycetes; Pichiales; Pichiaceae. The transcript has a single exon. Bases 1 to 2517 code for a protein of 838 amino acids.
AUGCAAACAAAAGGGAGAGAUUUGAAUGGACAGCGCUCAAGAAGGUAUGACCGAUUCAAAAAUCUACAUCCCAAAACGAAGCAGAACAGAGACUACUCUGCAGGUUCUGAUAUAUUUUUAACACAUGAUGCCCUGCUGAGAUCAUAUAAGGACGGCAACAACAAUGCCAAUCUGCGUGACCUUUUAUAUGAUGAUGAACAUGAUGACGACUUUGAUAGACCCGAAGAAAGCGUUUACAAAGAAAUUUUGGAGAACUUUAUCAUUAAAGUAAAACUACAGUCUUCGAAACAGAUUAGACGAAUAGGAUCUUUUUCUACGAUCAAUCUCAUAGUGAUGGCUACCGUUAUACUACUGAUUUGUUCAGUUUCAUUAUUGUAUAAUAAGAGUAGUUUUAGCUUUUUUAGGGAGAUUACCAAUGCCACUACAUUCAUAGAUCAGCCUGUCGAUCAAUCACCCCUUCACAAAAUCAUAGUACCGUAUUUAAAUCAACUUUUCCCGGAUAAAGUAUUAGAAGAUGAGGAUUUGUUUGAUCCAAGAUUGGCUCCGGCUUUAUUGCUACUCUAUCUUCAAUUUCACAUUAUUGGAACCAAAAAGCAGCUUGAACAAAGUUUCAGUAUACCCUUCAGCUGGGAAGAUUGGGUGGAUAUUGAUGCGAAACUUCAGUAUGAUGAUGAUUAUUUGAUUGAAUGGCUAGCAUUACACUCGAAUGACUUUUGGAAUCAGUUAGAUGAUUUCAAUAAUCUUAGUUGUGAAACGUUUGCGUUGCUCUACGGUUGUGAAAAUAAUAGAAAUUUUAUGAGCAAAUGCAGUGAUCUGGAUGACAAUAUCCCGGGUUAUCCAUACAAAUUCGAAGUCACCGGUCCAACGAAUGCGAAAAUGAAGGAGCCUGGAAGAAUUCUUUAUGGGGCAAUGUACCUGAAGUCCAAAAUGCCACCUCCACAACAAAUUUAUCUGUUGGAUGUUUGCGGAGAGAAUGGCGAAGGUAGUUUAAUGAUUAAGGUGGAUCCUGAUAAAAAUGCAAAAAGAACCCAGGUUUUGCGGAAUAAAGAAAUUAUCAUGCAACUUAUAGAUUGGGAGGUUACAUACACAAAAAAAAAUAUGGGCUCUUUUUUGGAUAAAGGAUGGAACAUUGAAACUUUGAGGAAACGAAUGUCAAGUGUUUUAACUAAAUUUGGUGUUGAAAAAAUUAUUUCCAACAAAAGACAUAAAGAUAUUGAUAGAAAGCAAACGUUCCUGACUUUGAGGGAAUCUACUGAUCAUGGAGUAGUGGAGGUCAGCAGCUGGGACUUUGAUGAUUUCCGGUGGGAUGAGGAGCAGUUUUGGAAUGACUUGAUUAUCUCAUCUUUUAAUGGAGAAGAAGGAAACUAUGACGGAAGAUUGUACACACGGUUAGAGGAGAGCGAAAAUUUCAGAAUACGUAAAGGUUUUCAUCCAAAAUACCUAUAUGAGGCCGAUAUUUAUGGAAUUACUGAGGGUUCUCAUUAUGACUGGAGAUUUUUCUCUGGAAGUUUCAUGACAAGUGAUCAUCGACAGUCGGUUAUUCAUAAGUUGUCAAGGACCUGGCUAAGAUUUUGCUUUGAAAACAACCUCAAGACAUUUAUUGCAUAUGGUUCAAUGCUAGGAUGGAUUAGAAACGGAUUGACAUUACCGUGGGAUGGAGAUAUUGAUGUCAUUGUAACAAUGGAGACUUUAAAUUUGUUAGCAAGAAAUUUCAAUCAAACUUUGAUAGUAGACUAUAGUAGUAAGGACGGUUUUCAAAGUGCAGCUACAGGAUUUUUAGUUGAUAUCAACCCUGCUUAUUACAGUCGUGUUAAAGGGGAUGGUAAUAACGUUAUUGAUGGCAGGCUGAUAGAUAUAAGCACUGGACUAUAUUUGGAUAUUACGGCUUUGGCAUGGACCAAAGACUAUCUCAGGGAAGUACAAAUGCAUGACAAGUUGAAAAGAUUAGUUGACAAAGAUUACGAGGUGAAUAGGAUUUUUGCAUUGGAGGGUGAAAUCUACGGUCAAACAUUGAUGGAACAGCUUGCAAAGCUACAAGAAGAUCACGAAUUGAUUCAUUGUAAAAAUGACAAUGUGUACACCGUCAGCGAGUUGUCGGUCAUGAUACCGUCGUAUUUUGAAGGCGCCCGAGCCUUUUUUCCUCAAGAGUACGAGAAAAUCAUAUGGAGAUUAUAUCCUAAAGCCCUCACAAGAAUAACUGAGCCUGAUCAUGUAUUUGAUGGUGUUUAUCGUCUCUGGCUUAACAUUCAUGACUGUCCCGCUAUGGUCAAUGAAUUUGGAACUGUUUACGUAAACGCUCCAUUUGGUACAUGCAAUAAUUCAAGAGUGAUACAUGAGUAUAAUUUAACGCAAGACUACACUGCCAGACACCUUUCAAUGCUAGAAGAGGGAGAUUGGGAGAGCUAUAAACUUGAGGAGAGCACAGAAAGCAAACCUUUCAGAAUUGAUGAGUUUUUUUUUCUGUAUGCCGCUCGCAUAGGUUUACCGGAAGAUGAACUGGUGUCUUCGUGCUUGUAG